This is a messenger RNA of Trichoderma citrinoviride, 919 nucleotides long. RefSeq lists its product as hypothetical. NCBI's taxonomy places the organism in Eukaryota, Fungi, Ascomycota, Sordariomycetes, Hypocreales, Hypocreaceae. The record is from RefSeq and is a predicted model, not a curated record. The coding region runs from base 4 to 918 and encodes 304 amino acids. The transcript has 2 exons.
AAAAUGCCCGAACCGCUGCACCUCUUCGACCUCCCCGUCGACAUCCUCUCCCUCAUCCUCUCCCAACUCCUCACAGCCCCCAACAACAACAACAACGACGGCAGCAGCGGCGUCAUCCCCCUCUGUCCCUGCACCGCCAGCAGCGCCAUCAUCAACCCCGUCCCCGUCUUCCUCAUCCACCCCUCCCUCUACGCCAUCGCCCAUCCGCUCUUCUACGGCCCGGCAAACACGUUCCUGCUCGACCUCACCGGGGACCACGCCUCCCACAUCCGGCGCUUCAUCGACGACGCAGCAGAGGACACCAUGCAGGAUGAUGACGCCCACGGCAACAAACAACAACAACAACAAGCCCCGAGACAAGAACAGCUCCUCCUCCGCCGCACAGGAGGCCGCUUCCUCCUCCUGUCCCAAGAAGCAAGGCGCAGGGUGCGCAAGCUCGAGAUGCGCAUCGACCGCCUCCGCGGCUGGCUGUGGGACGACCUGGGCCCGUUCCUGCAGGACAUGGCCGUCCGGGGCGAGCUCGCCGACUUUACCCUACUAGUCGACGAGAGCAGCAGCAGCAACAACAAGGAGCAGCAGCAGCACAGGGCGCAGUCCAUCACGAGCGCCUUCCUGCGCGAAAAGAGGCGCGUCUUUGACAGGCCCCCGCUGGAAGGCCUGGUCAGGCUGCUGGCGGACCCGGGCAUCCGGGAGGCGAGGCUGAGGGUCAGGGGCACGAGGCAUCAGCGGGCUUGGUGCGAGUUCCAUCCCGGGAGGGAGUGCGGCGGCGGCUCGCUGCCGUUUCUGAAGCAGCAUAGGAGAAAGGAGGAGGAGGAGGAUGUUGAUGAUGAGGAGGAGGUGAUUGAUGUUGACUGGAGGGCGAUUCUGAGCAAGGUUGAUCCCGAGGGGAGGAGGAGAGCGGUGGCGUGGCAGGUAUAGU